Blastocystis hominis is the source of this 525-nucleotide messenger RNA. RefSeq lists its product as hypothetical. Gene Ontology annotation, biological process: tricarboxylic acid cycle; protein-FAD linkage; mitochondrial electron transport, succinate to ubiquinone. The transcript has 5 exons. The coding region runs from base 1 to 525 and encodes 174 amino acids. Gene Ontology annotation, cellular component: mitochondrion. The record is from RefSeq and is a predicted model, not a curated record. Lineage: Eukaryota; Bigyra; Opalinata; Blastocystidae.
AUGUAUGCUUUAAAACUCGCAAAGUGCUUAUUGCGUCCUGCACAAUUCGCUCCAGUGCGUUCUACGCUGAGAGCGUUUACUACCAAUCCUAAGGGUAUGACGGAAGAAAUGGUGCAGAAGAUUAUAAAGAGAGAUGAGGAGUUGCGUCGAGAUUACUAUGACAUGCCUUCUUCGUUCCCCGAGUCCAGCCAGCCACCAAAUGGCCAUGUGACGAUGGAAGACGCUCUUCGUAAGCGACUUCUUCAUCGCUCUCGCCAACGAGGUAUGCUCGAGGUAGAUUUGCUUCUCGGCAAGUGGGCUCAACUGAACAUCAAUCGUCUCAGCAGACAAGAGCUCGAUCAAUACGAAGCUCUCCUUAAUAGCGAGACGGUGGAUAUCUUCUCUUGGAUCACCGACAAGUCCCCUCUCCCUCCUGAAAUGGACUUGCCGAUCGUCCGAGAAAUUCAACAGUGGGUUAAAAGCAAGCCGUUCGGUGUUGCGAGUCCAGAGGAAUACGCGAAGAACAAGGAGUUUUUCUCAAAUUGA